Molecule: messenger RNA, 807 nt
Organism: Drosophila sulfurigaster albostrigata
Lineage: Eukaryota; Metazoa; Arthropoda; Insecta; Diptera; Drosophilidae
Product: ankyrin repeat domain-containing protein 39
Exons: 3
Coding region: 35-583 (182 amino acids)
Molecular function (GO): protein binding
Source: RefSeq, a predicted model, not a curated record
CAGACAAGGAUUGUAUAUUUUAUUUACGUUGAAAAUGGAUCAGCAUAGCGCGGACAAUUGCAAGUGCCACAAGCAAACGCAGCCGGCACAACAAACACUCUCCGACAUGGACUUUGAUCGUGGCAUCUGGAAUGCAGCCAUCUACAAUGAGGUGGAUCGCGUGCGCGAAUUCAUCAAGAAGGGUCAGGCCAUGGCACGGGAUGACUGCGACUAUACGGCAUUGCAUUAUGCGGCACGCAAUGGCCACGAGCAGAUCUGCAAACUUCUGCUCGACGAGGGCAAAGUGGACGUGAAUGCGGUGACCAAGGCGGGCGCCACAUCUCUCCAUCGUGCUGCAAUGAUGGGUCAUCUUGACAUUGUUAAGCUGUUAGCAACGCAGCCCAAGGUGAAUCUGCUGCUUCAAGACGAGUGCGGUCAGAGUGCAUUGCAUCGUGCGGCAUUGCGUGGACAACUGGAAGUGUGUCGAUAUCUGUUGCAGCAGCAGCCCGAACUGAAGCUGCUCAAAGACAAGAAGGAUAAAAUUGCAUUCGAGUAUAUUAUGGAGAAUGCCAACGAUGAUUUCAAGCUGCUUCUAAAGCCCUAAAAUCAUGAAAUCUUCAAAUCAAUACGCAACUUUUCGUAGCCUUAAUCAGUUUCUGAACAAAACCUAAUAUAAUAUGGCGGAUUCGAAUUGACCUAAAAUCAAGCUAUAUAUAUAUAUAUAAAUAUAGUAUGAAUAUUGUUGUUAGAUUGUAGGCAAUUACUUCAAUUUGUAGUAUUGUAUGUAUAUGUUUGUCAAUUCUUUAUAAACUGUAAGCGCAAAAAUGU